Pollicipes pollicipes is the source of this 2063-nucleotide messenger RNA. RefSeq names its product beta-TrCP. Gene Ontology annotation, molecular function: protein dimerization activity. NCBI's taxonomy places the organism in Eukaryota, Metazoa, Arthropoda, Thecostraca, Pollicipedomorpha, Pollicipedidae. The record is from RefSeq and is a predicted model, not a curated record. Bases 258 to 1871 code for a protein of 537 amino acids. The transcript is spliced from 12 exons.
UCGUCCGCGUUUGUUACGGUUUCACCUCGCUGUUGUGGCUCGCGACAGGUGCUUCCGUCGUAAAUUUACGCUACGUGUUGAAGAAGCGAAACAGCAUUCGUGCAAUAGCGGAAGGACUGGGUUUCCUUGAUACGCAUAAGUCCUAGUCAGCUUCAUUUACAGUGCAUGUGAAGCUCGGAACAAGUUCGCGGGCGAAAUCGUGUCUUCAACUUGCGCCCGACUUUGAUGGGCAUUAUUGGUCCAGUAUUUUUUUUGUGAUGGAGACCGAUGUUCGGGACACACAGAAAAAUGAAUCUAAAAACGUGUUGCCAAUGACGGUGAUGAGCCUGGACCCGCCGCGGAGGGAGCCGACGCCCCAGUAUCUCACCGAGCGGGAUGCCUGCCUCAAGUACUUUGAAAAAUGGAGCGAACAAGACCAGGUCGAGUUCGUGGAAUACCUGCUCUCACAAAUGUGCCACUACCAGCACAACAACAUCGACACGUUUCUCAAGCCCAUGUUGCAGCGGGACUUCAUUUCGCUACUGCCAGACAAGGGCCUGGACCACGUGGCCGAGAGCAUCCUCUCGUACCUGGACGACCGGUCGCUGUGCGCCGCCGAGCUAGUCUGCAAGGAGUGGAAGCGGGUCAUCAGCGACGGCAUGCUCUGGAAGAAGCUCAUCGAGAAGAAAGUGCGCACCGACCCGCUCUGGAAGGGCCUGGCCGAGCGGCGAGGAUGGGGGCAAUACUUAGGGAAACCAAAACCCGGCCAAGCACUUCCAGAUCAUCAGAAAUAUAGGAAACUAUACCCCAAAAUAAUUAAAGACAUUGAGAGUAUAGAAAACAACUGGAGGACGGGCAAGCACAACCUGCAGCGGAUAAACUGUCGUUCGGAGACGUCCAAGGGCGUCUACUGCCUGCAGUACGACGACAAGAAGAUCGUCUCUGGCCUGCGGGACAACACCAUCAAGAUGUGGGACCGCGACUCGCUGCAGUGCACCAAGCAAGUGCUCACCGGCCACACGGGCUCGGUGCUCUGCCUGCAAUACGACGACAAGGUGAUCAUCAGCGGCUCCUCGGACGCCACCGUGCGCGUCUGGGACGUCAACUCGGGCGAGCUGGUCAACACGCUGAUCCACCACUGCGAGGCCGUGCUCCACCUCCGCUUCGCGCACGGCAUGAUGGUCACCUGCUCCAAGGACCGCUCCAUCGCCGUCUGGGACAUGGUCUCGCCGACCGAGAUCAACCUGCACCGCGUGCUGGUCGGCCACCGCGCCGCCGUCAACGUCGUCGACUUCGACGAGAAGUACAUCGUCAGCGCGUCGGGCGACCGCACCAUCAAGGUGUGGAACACGUCCACGUGCGAGUUCGUGCGGACGCUGUCGGGCCACAAGAGGGGCAUCGCCUGCCUGCAGUACCGCGACCGGCUGGUGGUCAGCGGCAGCUCGGACAACACCAUCAGGCUAUGGGACAUUGAGUUCGGUGACUGCCUGCGCGUGCUGGAGGGCCACGACGAGCUGGUGCGCUGCAUCCGGUUCGAUUCGAAGCGGAUUGUCAGCGGCGCGUACGACGGGAAAAUCAAGGUGUGGGACCUGCAAGCGGCGCUGAAUCCGCGCAGCCCUGUCGGCUCGCUCUGCCUCCGUACUCUGGUGGAACACACGGGCAGGGUGUUCCGUCUGCAGUUCGACGAGUUCCAGAUCGUCAGCAGCUCGCACGACGACAGCAUUCUGAUCUGGGACUUCCUCAACUACACCCCGCCGACUGCGUCCGGCAGCCAGGAGAUGGAGGCCGACGGCGGCGACGAGGGCGCCGCCGGCCUGCAGCGCGCCGUCCGCACCACACCCCUUGACCCCAACAGGUACCGCAACCAAGAGGGCGACGACGAGCUGAUGUGAGCACUCUGCGCUCGGAUAGAUCUAGAAGACAUUUUAACCUGGUUUAUGUUACGUGGCGCGCCCGGACGGACAGCUGUGUGGUCGGGCGGUCGGCAGGCCAGACGAGCGGCCCGCCUGCAGUGAUGCGCCGCAGUGGCCGGCGCGCGGCUCGCAGGGAUGCGGGCGCGCCGUCCGCGCCGCCGGGCGUCGGAG